This is a messenger RNA of Anastrepha ludens (Mexican fruit fly), 7177 nucleotides long. RefSeq names its product leucine-rich repeats and immunoglobulin-like domains protein 3 (gene lbk). Lineage: Eukaryota; Metazoa; Arthropoda; Insecta; Diptera; Tephritidae. The record is from RefSeq and is a predicted model, not a curated record. Gene Ontology annotation, molecular function: protein binding. The transcript has 9 exons. The coding region runs from base 1510 to 6066 and encodes 1518 amino acids.
UCGUUCUAUGCUGUGUGCUUACGCAGUGUACUUGCUGGCUUCUUUUUCUUUGAUUAUAAAAUAUUUCAAUUAGAAAUAAUAUUAUAAAAGUGCCUAAAAAUGUAAAAUAAAAGGAAAUUAUUCAAAUAUUGUGGAUGUGUGUGAAAGAAAUGAAGAUAUUGUGCAGAAAUCGUCUAUUGAAAUAACGAAAUUUCGUCUACGUCUGAAUACAAAACAGCAAGGUAGAAUGUGUACAAGCAAACGCAAAUAAGAAAUAUAAAAUCAGUGCAAAAGCAAAAUCAAGUAGAGAAAAAUCAAAAUACAAACUUAGGACCAGAGGACGACAAAUGGGAUUGUGCUGUUUUGCUGACGUCGGCAGCGACAGAGAACUGUGUAUUAUUUUUCGUUUUGUAGUGUGCCGUUGUUUUUGUUUUCGCACCAAGCGGAUGCGGUGGGCAGCUACUAACAAAACACAGUACAGAGAGCGUAGAUUAUGUAUAGUGAACGUUGGCUGCAUAGCAAAGAACAGCAUAGCGAACAAUCAGAUUUGAAUGAGAAAGUGCCUAAAAGGGAGAGAAUAAAAAUAGAAAAAGAAAAGACGAAAUCAAAUCAAAUUAAAUGGUUGAAUUGGUUGAAUGUCGAGGUGCUAUUUUUGUUGUAUUAGUCUGUGGUGCAUUCACACUUUUGGUGUGCAAUUGCUGUGUGCGGUAGAGCAGAUAUAGCGGCAGCGACAGUGGCAGCAAUAUCAAUAAUACAUAUGUGUGAAGUGUAUUGAGGGGGUAGCAUAGCGUUUUUUUUGCCUGUAUGUCGAGUCGCGGUGGGAGUAUGUGUGUGUGCAACAGCGAAGUAAAAAUCAGGCAACAGAAGACGAACACAAAGCGAGCAGGCAAUUAGUGCCGACGACGCUGAGGCUGAGACUGUGGAGACUGCUGAGGCUACGGCAGUCAGUGUGGCGUUGUUGUUUAAUACAUUGGUAUCGUUGUUAAGAAUCGGGUGGAAAUGUGAUUAGUGCGCUCAUGAAAAUUAUUAUGAACUGUUCGAAAGUGUUGGAGGAGAAAAAGGAAUCAGAUAACCGAAGUGAUUUAAAUGAGAAAAUUUUUCAAAACAGAUAAAACAAACUGUGCAAUGUGUAAGUUAAAAUUAUUUAACAAGAGAUCCACCGAUUUUAUUGGCAAGUAAAUUAAAUAACUACCUACAAAGUUUACAAUCUGCGUGUGAAUAGCUUUGGAGUUAUUUUUGGAUAGUAUUCAGGACGCAAUAAGAAUAAUUUCCCUGAAUAACAUACAAAUUUGAGAAAUUAAUAAAUAAAAGCUUAUGAAACAACUGAAUUCUAAAUAUUGGGUUUCUAUCAAUAUGUGGAGAGCCUUUGCAGAAGCCACUAUGAGUUUAGAAAAUGGCUGCAUUGCCAAAAUUUAAUACUCCAGCCACUAUGAGAAUGGAAUCCGCGUAAAAUGGAUUCCUAAAAUUAUUAAUUGAGUUAAGAAAAAUCCUAAAAAAUUGACAAACUUAUUGAAAAGCGAAAAGAAAAAAAUGAACGCUGACGCCCUCGAUUGUGAUUGCACAGUAGUAGCGCAGCGACAGCGGCAAAAACAACAAGAAUAUCAAAAUGGGCAAAGGCAAAGUCAACAACGACCAAAGCAAAGGCGGUCGUCGCCGCUAUGGCAGUGGCGCGCAACAGAAGCGUGCACCGUGACCACUAACAAUAACAACAAUUACAACAGUGGCGCAGCCUGCAGCAGCAGUAAUUGGCACGCGAAAAUUGCAAAGCAAAGACGAAGAAGCAAAAUGCCAAUGGCUGUGCAAAUAAAACAUGAAAAUAACAGUACUCGCACUAAUUACUGCAAUUUCAUUAAACUCAAUCGAUUACUAAUUGCCAUUGUCGGACUAUUGAUAACACUAGCAGUAGCAACGACAACUACAACAACCACAAUAGUAAUGAUAGCAGCUGUGGCAACAACAAAACCAAUAUUGAGUGGCACAGUGGCAAUGACAGUACCAGCGGCUGCACUGCUCGCGCCAAUUUCACUAAUUGGUCAUAUGACAGUCGCAACAGCAGCAGCGGUGCCCGCCUCAUCACCACUCUCUGCGCAGCAACAACAACGUCAAAUACAACAGCAACAAUUGUUUGCGAUGCUGACAAAAAAUCGUCAAAGCCACACUGGCGAAGUAAUCUCAGCGGGUGGAAUAGAUGUGGGCGGCGGCGGCGGCGGCGAAGGAUUACCAGCAUCAGCGUUAGCUGCCGCAUUUGUUCCCAAGCAUUUAUUAGAACUAGAUGCGGCCGCACCGGAACCCGAUGAUACGGCGGAUAAUGCAGAUAUGUCCUUGGAGACAGCUGGCUUUGUGGCCGAUGAUGGUCAGCGUUAUGAGAAGGCGGUGAAAGCGUUGGCUGCCGCCGUUAACAGCAAAGCCAAUGGCAAUAGCAAUGAUAGUAACGGUGGUGGGCGACAGUUUGGUGUGAGUGCAUCAUCGGAUUGCCCAAAAGAAUGCAAAUGCCUGGAUGCAUAUUUCGAUUGCGGUAACCAGCUUUUGGAUCGUAUUCCUGUAUUGCCAACCUACGUGCAAACGCUCGAAUUGGUUGGCAAUAAACUGAACAACACGAGUGUGCUGCAGAUAAAGAAUCUAACGGAAUUAAUAAAACUCACGCUAAAGCGCAACCAACUGGAAAGUGUUCCCGUAUUCAGUGAACUGAUCGCUCUGAAGCAGCUCAAUUUAGCUAAUAAUCGCAUACAGCGCAUUAGCAGUGCGGCAUUGGAAGCCUUACCGAAGCUGAAAACUUUAGAUUUGUCCAGAAAUUUUUUGCACGCUGUGGAGUCCAGUUAUUUUCCACCAAACAACCGUUUGGCGCAUCUCAUACUCAACUCAAACGAAAUUAGGAGUAUCGAUGAAGACGCUUUUCAGCACUUAGGUGAUUUAUUGGACUUGGAAUUGAAUAACAAUCGCUUGACAGCUUUACCGGCAGGUGUUUUUCGUACACUGCACAGGUUGCGCAAACUGUCAUUGAAUAACAAUCAUCUUGAAAUCAACUGGUCCACAUUUCGUGGCCUCUCAUCACUUCAAAAACUCUUCCUCAAGUCCAAUAAUAUACGCAUACUGCAAGAUGGCGUUUUCUAUGUCAUGCACGCAAUCGAAACGAUUGAACUGGACCACAAUAGCAUCACCUCUCUGAGCCGUCAGGGGCUAUUCAAUCUGACCAAAUUGCACCAUUUGAGUCUAUCGAAUAAUUCCAUCACGCGUAUCGAACCAGAUACAUGGGAAUUCACACAAUCGCUCAUUUCACUCGAUCUGUCACACAACAACAUUAGCGAAUUCAAGCCACAACAUUUGGAUUGUCUCAAACGUUUGCGGCACUUAAAUUUGGGUCAUAACAAAAUUCAAUAUCUGGCUGAUAAUACAUUUGAUUGUGUGAAAAAUUUAGAGGACUUGAAUUUGCGACGCAACAAACUCGCCUGGAUUAUCGAAGACCAGGGUGCAACGCCGCCAUUCAAAGCAUUGCGCAAGCUGAAGAAACUGGAUUUGUAUGGCAAUAACUUGAAGCAAAUUAUGGGUAAAUCACUAAGCGGCCUGGGCAAUUUGGAGUCGCUCAACUUAGGCGACAAUGCAUUGGCCUCCAUACAAUCGGGCGCCUUCGAUCACAUGCUACAUCUGCAAAAAUUAAAUUUCAAAUCUUUGAACUUUAUUUGCGACUGUGAGUUAUUGUGGUUUCAUCGCUGGCUACGCAGCAACGAACAAUCGACAACCGGCACGCAAGUGCAAUCGGAAAAUGCGGUAUGCGGCUAUCCAGAGGCUCUGUUCGAUCGUCAACUGUUGACGCUGAGCACCAAUGAAUUGUUGUGUGCCAACUCACCCAAACCAGCCAUCAUACAGGAGCCAUCUAAUCAGCUCACUGUGAAAGGUGGGAAUAUUACAAUGGAGUGCAUAGGUAUUUCACCAACGGCAGCGUCGUUGGCUGCAGCCGAUGAGUUGAAGAUUAAGUGGCGUCAUGACAACCAAAAUAUACGCGAACGCGAGCGCGGCCACUUAUUUGCAACGCAUCGCAGUGACGCUGGAUUUGGAGGCGACAGUUAUAGUACCACCGAAACGCGUAUACGUCAAGACCAUGCUACCAACCAGACUACAAUUAUCGGCUACUUGCGCCUGUACAACGUCAGCUAUGCGAAUGCAGGGCGCUACCAAUGUGUCGUUUCGAACGCAUUUGGCACGACGUACUCACAAAAGUUCAAAAUUUCUAUUUUAAUUCAUCCGACCUUCCUGCAAAUUCCCUCAAAUUUAACGAUUGAUUCGGGCGACACAGCGCGCCUGGUGUGCUCAGCUACUGGUGACCCAGUGCCCGAAAUCGCCUUGCAAAAAUUUGGUGGAAGUGAUUUUCCAGCGGCGACGGAACGACGGCUUCAAGUUCUACGUGAAGAAAAUGCCUUCAUAAUCACCAAUGCGAAACCGAACGACACCGGCAUUUACACGUGCACCGCUGAAAGUGCGGCGGGUGAAAUAAAAGUGAAUGCUACCUUGGUGGUGAACGACAAGCCCCAACCUAAAAUACCGCUUGUGAGAAAAGAAACAGUGGUGGGUGAAUCCAGUGUACUGCAGUGUCUGAGCGACUUGGCUGCUGAUUUGAGUCAACCGCGUCGUGAGUGGUUCAAGGAUAAUAAGCCUUUUCAUCUCGGUACGCUGAGCGCCGAUACGGAGCGUUACUUUUUCACUUCAGAGCAUGAAAUUUUGGUUAUCGUGAAUACAGAAUCGGCCGAUUCAGGCCAUUAUCGCUGCGAGAUAAGCGACAAUUCGAAAACGUAUACAGUGCAAACGGAAUUGAUUGUGGUGAAGGAGGAACUGAGCCAGAAUGUGAUAUUUUUCGGCGUUGUCAUCGUCGCAGCGCUGUGUGUACUCAUUAUUGCCUUAGCCACUUUCGCGCUAAUUCUGUAUCAGCGACGCAAAGCAUUUAAGCGUCGCCGUGAGAUAUGUCAAAACGCAAAUAGCACCAGUGGCGCGCCGAGUGGUUUGCUUUCGGGCAGUGUUGGGCUAAUUGGUGGCAGCGCACGCGUCGCAUCCACCAGCUCGCAAAUGCUAAGUGGCAGUCGUGGCAGCGCAUUGGAUCAAACACAACUUACCACACUCAAUCGGACGCUGCUGCAAAAGCCGCAAACGGACGCACAGCGGCAACGUCCACACAGUCUAGGCGAUUAUGAAGCGAAUGCAGGUAAUGGUGAAAAUGUUGAAAGUGGUUUGCAGAUUGCUGGCAAUAACUAUGAAAAUAGUAGACAACCACAACAUUUAAUUAUAACACCAACGCCCAACUAUCAACAACUUUUGCAACAACAUGUCGGCAACGACAUCGAAGCCGAUGGCGAGCAUUUCACAAUGGCGUAUUUGAAACGCAUUUCGUUGCCGGACAGCGCAGGUGUUGGCGGCGACCACACGCAGGAUCAUUUGUCCAGCAAAGAUUCCGGUACUGGCUCGGAUACGGCGGUAAAGCGUAGCCUAGAUGAUUUCACAAUGUCGGCGCUACUGCCAACUACUAGCGUAGGCACACAGCAGUCGGUCGAUUGCGCUACAACGCCAGUCAAUGAAACUACGCCACAGAUCACGCGUCGUUAUAAUGGUUAUCGGCACGACGGCAUCGAAAAUUCCUAUCCCACAGACGAUGGCGGCGAUAUGGACGACGCGGAUCUUUUGUACGCGGCAACGCAUGCUCUUGGCGUUUCCGAAUGUGAGGUGGAGUUGCUGGACUUGGACAGGCAUAGGACAGCUACUAUGAGAAUUAACGAUCGGGAUAUGCACGCGGAAGCUGAAACUGACCCAGAUGCAGAUACAGAUGUGGUUGCAAAUGAACGUACACACUUUCUGCACAAAAACAAUUAUAGUAAUCCAAAUGACAACGCAACUGGUGUGCGAAAUAAUGGUAGUGGCGUUGACAGACAGCACUACGAACGUUUACCGACAGCUCCGAAACUUCACUACCCCACAAAUUAUAGCGGCAAUAGUUUUGAUGGCGGCGGAAGCGGUAGCAGCGCAGCACUCAGUGGUAAUUGCAAAGCCAAUUUAAGUACAAACUCCACGAGCGCUGCUGCGCAUGCGCAAACGGUUGAUAUUUAACUAUAAUUAGGACAAAAACUAAAAAUCUAUCCUACACUAGCUAAUGAAGCAUGCCGAGCAUACUUUAAGGCGUAAAAGCGGCAAGUGUAAGUGCAGCCAAUGAUGAGUACACCAAAUAAGACUGUAGUUCAUAUAUAUAGUACAUACAUACAUACAUACAAGUUUGAAAAAGUCAAGCAAAAUGAAGUAUUUAGAAAAAAAAAUGUCUACCAAAGUAUCACAUUGAUACCACCUGCAUAUUUAUAUUUAAUAGAUGCAAACUUACUUACAUUCAUACACACAUAUGUACAUACGUUUAUAUGUUUAUGUGUGAAUUGUAGAGAGCCUAUAAAAUGUGUCAUAAACGUUGGCCGCAUUUCGUUGCGUUUUAAACUAGUACAAAUUUCUAUGAAAUGUGAAAAGUGAAAUGUGACUUUGCUGCUCCUUCCAGCCUCCAUCGCGAGUUGUCGGCUGAACGCAUUUGUGUGCUGGCUAUCCACAGUAAUUUGACCAGUGCUAAAGUGAUCACAGGGAAGGAUAGGAGUUGGGCAAACAGUGAAAAAUGUACAAAUAAAAAUUGCGAUUUCGCUAUUCACACAAGCACACACAUGCACACUCUCCAUUUCAACUCAAGCACACUGCAUGUUUGGUUUUGUUUGUUCUUUUAAUUUUAACGUUAUUUUAAAUAUAUUCGUUUAUGUAUUUAUAUAAUCAAGUUACAGCUAGAAACUUCAUUGUGAUAUUAUUUAUUACGCUAAUUUAAAUUAUUAUUUAAAUAAUUAAAUAUGUAAAUGUGUAAAGUGUCAAAAGCGGCUAUAGACAUUGAUUGAAUAUAAUUUACUAUCUAUACACACAAAUUGUUCGAUGCUAAUGUGUAUAAGAGUAUGACAUAUAUACAUAUGUAUUGUAAGAUGCUAGUUUAUUUCUUUGUAAACACACAUACAUACAUCUACUAAAUACCGUUAAGUUGAAAGUUAUGCCAAACCACCUAAUUAAUUUGCACGCCUUGUAAACAUAGUUCUAAGGAAGUAUAGUAAUUUUAGCUAUAAGAACCCAAGCGCCUACAUAAUACAUAUAUAUGUAUGUAGACAUAUACAUAUAAGCAUAUAAAUACACACUUAUUAUAUUGAAA